Messenger RNA from Trichomycterus rosablanca, 379 nucleotides. Its product is annotated as histone H1-like. Gene Ontology annotation, biological process: nucleosome assembly. Gene Ontology annotation, cellular component: nucleosome. Gene Ontology annotation, molecular function: structural constituent of chromatin; DNA binding. The transcript has a single exon. Lineage: Eukaryota; Metazoa; Chordata; Actinopteri; Siluriformes; Trichomycteridae. The record is from RefSeq and is a predicted model, not a curated record. The annotation marks the transcript as partial.
GGCGCCUCAGGCUCUUUCAAGCUCAACAAGAAGCAGACCGAGGCGAAGAAACCCGCGGUCAAAAAAGCCGCCGCUCCUAAAGUGAAAAAGGCCGCAAAGAAACCCGCCGCUGCAAAGAAGCCCAAGAAGGUGACAGCCAAGAAGCCCGCAGCUAAGAAGUCCCCCAAGAAGGUCAAGAAACCCGCUGCUGCCGCUAAGAAAACCACCAAGAGCCCCAAGAAGGCUAAGAAGCCGGCGACCCCCAAGAAGGCAGCCAAGAGUCCUAAAAAAGCCAAGGUAGCCAAACCCAAGACCGCUAAACCCAAAGCGGCCAAGGCCAAAAAAGCUGCCCCCAAGAAGAAGUAAACUUGUUCCUGUUUUCUUAUCUUCAUUUUCUUAA